GCGGUUAUAUCCUUGUUUAUGUGCUUCAAUCACUGAAGGAUAAAUAACAGGUAGCUAGUUCAGUGCUCCAUCUCUCGUCGGGACCAGAAAAUAUGAUUUAGUAUAUUACCCAGCACGCUGGGACUUAAUUUCUAUUGCUUUAUUUUGUCGUAUUUUCCCCAGAUGUUAUAGACACUGCAGUGUUCUUGGGAGCGAAAUAAAAAGGAAAAAAACGCCCCUUUUUAGAAGUACAUGUAAAAUUAAGAGGCUGGUGAGCACGUUUCUCAUCGCCGUCCUCGAUAGAAUGACAGACUGCUGAGGGGCUGCCGCCGAGAUGGACCGGAGCCCUUUUCAUCGACACAAAAACCGGGGCGCACAUGUAAACGCUUAAAAAAGAGAGGAAAAAGACACUUCUGAGAUGGAAUGGUGCAAGCAGCUGCUGUCGGUUUCCACGUACUGAAAACAGACAGCACAAUGGAGAUACAUCCAAUAUGCACCAAGCUCUGCCAGCACAAGCCCCACGACUUGAAAGACGACGUGUCGGAGAAGCAGUGUCCCGUCACCGUCAAUCCACGUCACAUGAAGAAAGCCUUCAAAGUAAUGAAUGAAUUACGCAGCCAGAACCUGUUGUGUGACGUAACGAUAGUCGCUGAGGACGUGGAGUUUGCUGCUCACAGAGUGGUGCUGGCCGCUGGCAGCCCGUAUUUCCAUGCGAUGUUCACAGGUGAGAUGAGCGAGAGCCGGGCAAAGCGCAUCAGGAUAAAGGAGAUGGACGGCUGGACCCUGGGGACGCUCAUCGACUACGUGUACACGGCGGAGAUACAGGUCACCGAGGAGAAUGUGCAGGUGCUGCUGCCGGCCGCCGGCCUGCUCCAGCUGCAGGACGUCAAGAAGGCCUGCUGCGAGUUCCUCAGCUCCCAGCUGCACCCCACCAACUGUCUGGGCAUCAGGGCCUUCGCCGACCUGCACGCCUGCACCGAGCUGCUCAACCAGGCCAACACGUUCGCAGAGCAGCACUUCUCGGAGGUGGUGCAGAGCGAGGAGUUCCUGAACCUGGGCAUAGAGCAGGUGUGCAGCCUCAUCGCCAGCGACAAGCUCACCAUCCCGUCGGAGGAGAAGGUGUUCGAGGCCGUGAUAGUCUGGGUCACCCACGACAAAGACGUGCGUCAGGAACACAUGUCUCACCUCAUGGAGCAUGUGCGUCUGCCCCUGCUGUCCAGGGAGUACCUGGUCCAGAGGGUGGAAGAGGAGACCUUGGUGAAGAACAGCAGCGCAUGUAAAGACUACCUGAUAGAGGCCAUGAAGUACCACCUUCUCCCGGCGGACCAGCGCUCGAUGAUGAAGACCAUCAGGACCAGGAUGAGGACGCCCAUCAGCCUUCCUAAGGUCAUGGUGGUGGUGGGAGGCCAGGCCCCCAAGGCCAUCCGCAGCGUGGAGUGCUAUGACUUCGAGGAGGAGCGUUGGUACCAAGUGGCGGAGCUGCCGUCCAGGAGGUGCAGAGCCGGUGUUGUCUACAUGGGUGGUAUCGUGUACGCGGUGGGCGGCUUUAAUGGUUCCCUGAGGGUGCGCACCGUGGACUCGUACGAGCCAGCCAAGGACCACUGGACAUGCGUGGCCAGCAUGCAGGACCGACGCAGCACGUUGGGCUCCGCGGUGCUCAGCGGGCUCCUCUAUGCCGUCGGCGGCUUCGACGGAAGCACAGGUCUGUCCAGCGUGGAGGCCUACAACGCGAAGACCAACGAAUGGUUUCACAUCGUGCCCAUGAACACCAGACGCAGCAGCGUGGGUGUCGGCGUGGUGGGCGGAAUGUUGUAUGCGGUCGGCGGGUAUGACGGAGCCACCAGGCAGUGCCUCAGCACCGUAGAGGCGUACAACCCCAAGACCAACGAGUGGACCUACAUUUCGGAGAUGAGCACAAGGCGCAGUGGGGCGGGCGUCGGGGUGCUGAAGGGCCUGCUGUACGCCGUCGGGGGACACGACGGGCCGCUGGUGAGGAAGAGCUGCGAGGUGUACGACCCCACCGUCAACGCCUGGAAGCAGGUGGCUGACAUGAACAUGUGUCGCCGGAACGCCGGUGUCUGCGCAGUCGGCAAUCUGCUGUACGUGAUCGGGGGAGACGACGGAUCCUGCAACCUGGCGUCUGUGGAGUAUUACAACCCAGGCACAGACAAAUGGACCCUUUUACCCUCCUGCAUGAGUACGGGCAGGAGUUACGCAGGUGUCACAGUGAUCGACAAGCCUUUAUGAUGAGGCGUGGACUUGCUGCUGUUUUGGAGCCGAAAGCUGUUGCUUUGACGCAGUUUGAGAGGCUGAGGCUUCUUGGGGGCUGCUACAUCCUGAGACGGUGUGAGCAGGCUCCUCUCUAAAGAAGCGGACGGCCACGCAGAUGCUGCACUUAACGGGAGCACUACAUGGGAUCAACCAUUAACACUUAACUUGUGAGAAGAUACUUAGCAUAAACACAUUUUAAACACAAGUGAAAUGUAACUGGUGCAACGCUAAGUUUCCCGUGGGACCAGGCGGCGGAUCUCAAGGUGGUCAGUUUGAGUUUGAAGCAAAAUAUGGGUUAAUAAUCCACGAAAAGAUAUUGUGUUGAAUUCUAAGAUGAAAACUGUCAGUGAAUAUUUGCUGUUGUGAGGGAUGAUUUAAUCUGAUUUAAUGAAGAACAGCUUACAACUGAGUGGUUGAUUUUGAUUUAGUUUUUUUUUUUGUGUAGCCUUGAUACACUGAAGUCCAAGGACAACUUACAACUAAGGCGCUGCGCUACAUUGGCAUGGUACAAGGAAUAAUAAAGAUGGCACGUUUAACGUAUUAAAGACAUGAACUUGAAUAUGCCUAAUUAAUACCGCUCUCGAAGGAUAUAAACGAUCGCGAGACUUCAGAUGCCAUAAUCGUGCGCUAGAAAAGUCGACUACAUAACUUUUCAUUUUUAUUGCGUCUUUAUUUCGAAGUAUUGGCCACGGUUGGUGCAUUUCAUUGUGUUAUCUCAUUGGAAUGCUUCGGCAUGCAUGUAACUGCAGAUUUCCGUCGGUUGCCUGAAUUUGAAAUCAGAUCUGCAUGGUCAUAAUCGGCUCAUUAAUCGUAGCUGCUGUUUUUACUACUGCUGUAUGUGAGUGAACAAUGAAUGUGACGUGCUAUUUUGAACCUUAUUGAAAUUACCAGUCGUUUAUUGCUUUCUCUUUCCUUCCGAUUUUUUUUCCGUCCUUGACCAGUUAAUUAUUGUCUAAUGUCCGUGUACAGAGGAAUGUUGUGCAAUGAUAUUUGAUCUAAUGUUUCAUAACGUUUUUUAUUAUUAAUAAAUAUGCUUCUUGUAUUUGGAA
Messenger RNA from Paramormyrops kingsleyae, 3299 nucleotides. It is a transcript of the gene klhl2, whose product is annotated as kelch-like family member 2. The record is from RefSeq and is a predicted model, not a curated record. NCBI's taxonomy places the organism in Eukaryota, Metazoa, Chordata, Actinopteri, Osteoglossiformes, Mormyridae. Gene Ontology annotation, molecular function: protein binding.